Molecule: messenger RNA, 1615 nt
Organism: Punica granatum (pomegranate)
Lineage: Eukaryota; Viridiplantae; Streptophyta; Magnoliopsida; Myrtales; Lythraceae
Source: RefSeq, a predicted model, not a curated record
UUGGCCUCCUUAGUUGCUCUACUAUAAAAUGAGAGAAUGAUCGCCAGACAAGAUGAACGUCUAAGUCGAAAAAUUCCCAAGGUCUGCGUGUUAUUCUGCAGAAGAAGAUGGCACAAGUGGAUCGGGGUUCGAGUCUUAUUAGCCAUCCGGAUGUUGAUAAGGACGACGAAGCCAUAGUCUAUGCCUCGGUGUUGACAAGCUCUUUCAUCGUACCAAUGGUCCUGAAUGCUGCCAUCGAACUCGGUGUUCUUGACACCAUCAGUGAAGCAGGCCCCGAGAAGAAGCUGUCCAGUGAUGAAAUUGCUUCAAUCAUCGGAGCACAGAACCCAUGCAUGGGUUCGACGCUCGAUCGCAUGCUGAGGCUUCUGGCGACCCACUCAGUCUUGAACUGCUCGACCAGAGAUGCCAAGAAUGAGGGAAAGGUUGAGAGGGUCUACGGGCUCACCCCCGUGGGAAGAUUAUUCGUCCAGAACAAGGCUGGAGGGUCCCUCGUCGGGUUCUUAGGCUUUUCACACAACCAAGCCAUAUUGGACAUACGGCACUACAUAAAGGAUGCAGUACUUAAAGGGGGAAUACCCUUCAAAAUGGCUCAUGGAGUCCCAGCAUUUGAGUACAUGAGAAGUGACCCGGAGUUCAGCGGGGCUUUCAACACUGCAGUGAGUUUCCACUCCUCGAUCGUCACCGAGAAAAUCCUAAAAAGGUACACCGGCUUCGAGGAUCUACGGGUCCUCAUUGAUGUUGGGGGCGGAAGAGGCACGACCCUCAACAUGAUCGUCUCCAAGUACCCUCAUAUCAAAGGGAUCAACUUCGAUCUCCCUCAAGUGAUCCAAGAUGCCUCUCCAUUCGAAGGAAUAGAGCACAUUGGUGGAGACAUGUUCAAAGAAGUCCCUAGAGGGGAAGCCAUUCUAUUGAAGAGAACAUGCCAUAAUUGGAGUGACGAGAAGUGCCUGAAAUUGCUUAAGAAUUGCCAUGAAGCACUGGAAGACAAUGGAAAGCUGAUUAUUAUCGACUCUAUCAUGUCGGAGGGAUGCGAUUCGAGCCUCAUUGAUAAAUACGUGUCUCACUAUGAUAACAUCAUGUUCACUCAACACGAAGGGAAGGAGAGGACAGAGAAAGAGUUCAGGUUGUUGGGCGAGCAGGCCAGGUUCAUGGAUUUCCGAGUCGUGGGCUGCGCCUGCGCUCACUGGGUCAUGGAACUCAGGAAAUGAAAUGUGUGAAUCAAUUUGAGAGCACAAAACAGAAAAGCAUACGGUGAAUCAAAAUGAUGAAGCGUGAAUCAAACUGAAAACAUUGCAGGCUCAUCAGGUCGGAUAUCUGCAGGUGCGCUCCACAAAGUUGCUUGCCUUGUUGACGUCAUCAAGUCUUUGCUCAAGAAGAGCCGGCUUGUCGAGGUCCGUCACACUUUCAGAGAUGAAAAUACUUGUGCUGGUUGGAUGGCUCGACUGGCAAUUCAGCUGCCACUUGAAUUUCACUUCUUCUCUAGCCCUUCUUCAUGUCGCUAUUCUUUGGCGACAUAAUUGGAACUUUCUUACUCUGCUUUUGCUUGAUGUAAUUUGUUUUUCUUUCUUGUUUUCUCCUUUUGAGCUAUUGCUUUGAGUUAUCCAUCCAAAAAAAG